Messenger RNA from Parastagonospora nodorum SN15, 324 nucleotides. RefSeq lists its product as hypothetical. The record is from RefSeq and is a predicted model, not a curated record. The coding region runs from base 1 to 324 and encodes 107 amino acids. Lineage: Eukaryota; Fungi; Ascomycota; Dothideomycetes; Pleosporales; Phaeosphaeriaceae. The transcript has 2 exons.
AUGAUGAUCGAACACAGCAACGCUCCCACCCGAUGUCCAACCAGAAGCUCAUUUAAUAUCUCGUCAUCGGCGCUUGGGACAUUCGCCCAGACGACGCGACGGACCAGUUUCAUGUCAACUCUGGCUUUGGCAUGUUUGGUGCUUCGACUCGCGGCGGCAGGGACCAUGUGGCCUUGCCGCUUAUUUGGAAGCCAGCCAACCAAGAGCCGCCGCCGAGCACACCAGAAGCGCCACCAUUCAGGGACAGCGCAGGCUACUCGCAGCACCGUGUUGACGCCUUCAGACUGCUCACCUGUCUUUGGCUCGCGAAAGCCAUGCUUUUGA